Lactuca saligna is the source of this 1146-nucleotide messenger RNA. Lineage: Eukaryota; Viridiplantae; Streptophyta; Magnoliopsida; Asterales; Asteraceae. The record is from the annotation of a GenBank genome assembly.
AUGGGAAGGCGAAAGAGGCUAUGUAUCACUUCUACUGAAAUCAACGAGCUCAUUGAAGACCAUGGGGCUACUGAAACUGAAGAUGUUCAAUCAAAUUGUGAAGAAUUUCAAUCUAUUAAUCAACAAUCUAACCAACAAUCUUCGGAGUGUGAGAUAGGUGCAAACGAACAAGGUGCUCCCAAAAAGGUCAGAGGUUAUACCCAAAAAUCAGAAACAUGGAAAAUGAAUAGUACACAAAGAAUAGUUGUCACAUUUAAUAACUUCGGAAAGCCAGUGGGGGAUGAAGGUAAUGAACUUGUUCAAUACCUUGGAACGCUUGUGAGGAUGGCCGAUCAUGUUUCAAUAGAAUAUUCUGACUGGAGAAAGGUUCCCAUACAAAAGAAAGAGGAUAUGUAUUCACUGGUUAAGUCCAAGUUUAUAUUUCAUCCAGUUGAGACUAGUGAGAUUAAAAAAUGGAUCUUUCAUAGCAUGGGAAAAAAAUGGAGAACAUGGAAAGGUUCAUUAAAGACACGUGCGUAUGAUCCUAGCCUUUCUAUUGAUGAAAUUGUGACACAACAAACUAAAAAAGACAAUAGAGUGAAUCCAACUCAAUUUAAAGAAUUAGUUACUCGUUGGUUCACUUCUGAAUUUCAGAGUACAUGUGCUGUAAAAAGAAUGAGUCGUGAAAAGAUGCACGAGCCUCAUGUUACGGGAACGAAAUCAUUUGCUAGACUUGCUCAUGAAAUGGCUUCAUUGAAAGCUAUUGCAAGUGACUCCAUAAGCACACCUAGAGAUUCAAGUGAUAUUACAAAUGAUGACUACUCAAAGGUUAAAGGCCCAGAGAAAAGGGGGUAUGUUCGAUUAGUAGGAAGGAUGCCGGCUGCAAAAAAGAAUGGUGACUCUUCAUCAGAUUCACAAACUGUUCAUCAACUAAAGAGUGUUGUCAACGUUAUGGCAAACAUCAUCCAAGAACAUAUCCCUAAUGCAAACUUGUCUGCAGUUCUUAGAAAUAUGAACAUAGAGGUCCCUGGUAUUUCUUCAGUCCCUAACAAUUCUAUAUCAGUUAACCAGAUAUCACCAGUAACCACUAGUAUCAUUGGUAAGAAAGAGUUUACACAAGGAUCACAUUACUUCCAUGAAGACUUUGAGAGAGAUUUAAGAGCGUAA